GUUAAAAUAGUGCUGCGGGUGAUCUUCCUGUGCUUAGAAAUCUUUCAACUGUUAACUAUUUUUCGUGUUUCUGAGCGUAAAGGGGCAGUAUCAAACGGCCAUGGCUCUGGUCGGGGGUGUCGGAGCCUCGGCCUUACCAAGCGAGCUAAUUGUCCACAUAUUUUCGUUCCUGUCCGCUCGGGACAAGCUUCGGGCCUCGGCUGUGUGUUCUCGCUGGAGGGAGUGUCUGUUCUAUCCAGCGCUGUGGACGGAGCUUAAGCUGCGGGUCGGUGGUGGUACAAAUGGCUCUGGCACUGACGAGACCCUGAAAUUGGAAUUUCUCAUGCGGAAGAUUGGCUCCUUCGUGCGUGAGUUACAGCUAGAGUUUGCCCCCGUGGAAGGGUAUCUCAGCCCUUUGCAUGAUGUAGAGGGUAGAAUGGAGCCUGCUGAAAACGACCCGCAGUUUUCUGACCGUUGGAAGGAUGCGAUGAACACCUACCUCGACCAGGUGUUAUGUGUGCUGAACAGCAUUCGGAGUAACAGAAACCUUCAAAAGCUGAGUCUGUUUGGAGACACCUGUAUUCUCCAAGAUGAGGGCAUUUUGGACAGUGCACAAUUCCAUCAGGUUGACCAAGGAAGCAAGAAAAUCAAAGAAAUCCAGACGCUGUUUGAGGAGGUCCUGACCAACAGCAGGCGCAUGAAAUGGCUCUCCUCAGCCUUUAUGCUCGGGAUGGUCACCUCCAGCUCCCUUGCGGCGAUGUCCAACCCCAGCGCCACCUCUGUGGAGCACCUGAGCCUGCUGGACAACCAGCUGCCCUCCCUGGUCCCGGCCGUGGAGAUGGAGCGCCUGCUAAACCUGCGCUCCCUGGCCCUGGACUUCUGUGACUUCACCUCCGACAUGUGCCGCCUCCUCUCCCGCGGUGACCACGUACCCCUGCACCGCCUCUCCCUGCUGAUCAACGGCACGGUGCUGGCCAGCAAGCCCCUGGAAGGCACCGCCAGUGAGGAAGACUGGAAGGCGCUGGUGCGCCACAGCGGGAACCUGCGCGUCUACGUGAUGGCGCUGGACGUGCGCAGCCAGGACCUGCUGACGGUGCUGAAGCCCAGCCUGCCACUGGAGAGGAUCCACUUCGACAGCUACUCCACCUGCACCAGCGUGGCCGUGGUGGAACUCAUCUCCCUGCAGUACAACAAGACCCUCACCCACUUCGUCCUCAUGAGGGACGACGCCGGCUUCCCGGACCUCAGCGACAAUCGCAACGAGGACCCCCUGGUGCUGCUCGCCUGGCGCUGUAUUAACCUGUCUGUCCUUGUUAUUCACGGUUACACGGUGUGGGCCCACAACCUCGUGGCCAUCUCCCGCCUGCGCGGCUCCAACCUGAGGGUGCUGGCCGUGUCGGAGGAGAGCAUCGACUUCGACCCGGACCCGGUCUUCUACCUGGAGGAGGACCCCGUGCACAACCUCAUCAAGGAGGUGUCCCUCGGGCUGGGCCGGGUCUGGCACCCCAUGAUGGACACCAGCAUCGUCCUGAGUGAGCCUUUCCAGCACUUCUACAGGGAGAUGCAGAGCUUCAGUGAGGGCAUGUAGCCAGCCUGCCCCACUCCCUUCAGACCCCAUAUUUAACACCCAUGCUUAAUGCUUCUUUACAUAAAGGCUCCGUUUCAUUUUAUUUUUUGUUUUCUGUAGUGUGAACUAACCCUUUAUAUGUGCUGUGUUUAAUCAGUAUUCGCUCAAUAUUUAUAUCUAUCUAUAUAUCUUGCUUCUUAAUAGGAGAGUAUAGUUGGAUAUUGGUUUAUUAGCUAAUGAGUGAGUGGGGGGGAAGGGCUUUAUCAUGGCUAGCUUACAAGAUGUAUGGCGUGUUUGUUUACCUGUUUGUUUAUUGGUUUCUUAUAGGGGAGUGUAGAGUUGCCGUAAGCUAAGUCUAUCGGUUUAUCCGUCCCUGUCUUUUGAGAUGACAAAUUUCUUCAUGCUCAUUUACCUUUCAUUAGGUUUGAGUCUUCCGGCCAAGGACGGAGCUCUGAUGGACAGUAGUACAGCCCUUCAGCCUUCUGCUCAUUUAAAAAAAGAAAAAAAAAGAAAAAAGAAAAAAAAAAAUCUUUCAUUGUUUCGAGUUGAUGUUGAUAUAUUCGGGAUAUAUCCUGCUGGUUUUCUAACCUGGAAGUACAGACGCGCACUGGUGGUGGAGCUCUGUCCUCUCUUGGAACAGAUGGCAGAGGUUGGCAUCUCACUCCGCUGCAUAGUUCUGCAGGUUUCAUGUGGGCUGUGCUAGUGAUCCCACAAAGAGGAUCACGGUCAAAAGUUGCAGUCCUUUCUUAAAAUCCUCUCGAUCCGUCUCAGGUAGGCGCCACACGCGAUGAUGGUGAUGAUGAUGUAUGAAGCAAUCAGCCAGUCUGUUGGUUUUAUUUAUUAAGUCUUGAGUCACAGUUGCCUUGAACAUCUCCUUGUUUCUAUAUCAAGGUUUAUGGAGUGUUUCAUCCACUGAGCUUUGGACAGAGGAAGAACUAAGUUUGCUUGUUCCAUAUCUCAGGAAUCUUGCACUUGUGGUAUUUUUACAAUGAAGGCUUUGUCUUGUGCUGUUGUUUGAGGCAUGUGUGCCUGGGGGCUAAAUACUGAGUGUAUUUGAAAAGCUCUUCCAAAACACGCUUUCAAGGUUGUUGGUUUUCCUUUUCCUAUUUGCGCUUUCUCUUUCAGUAGUUUUAAAAGGUUGACAUCUAUAAUGUGCGUCUGUAAGACUUUUAAAUAAUUUUCUAUGGUGAAUUUGCCAUUUUAAAGCUCAUAGAAGAGGGAAUCUGGUGCUUGCAUAGUAUUAGAAUGUGAAGCCAACAGUCUUUCAAUGGCAAAUCUGGAUGCUUCUUGGUCUGGAGUUCCCAUUAAUGGCAUAUCUGUCUUUAUCUUAUGCUUGUCUGAAUAACAGUGGAGAUUUGUCGUUGCACAAUAGACUAUAUAUCUUCAGAGAGGACACUUCACUGUUGUUUUCAGAUGUGUGGGUCUCCCAACUCUUUAGUCCUGAGAUAAUGCAUUCCUAAAAUCAGAAAGCAUCACUUGAUGGUUUGGUGGUAAAACUACUGCAUUUGUGAACCAACCAGUGUUGACAGACCACUCAUGUCAGGUAAAUAUACAUAUUUCCAGAAAACAAGUAUGCAAAUAGAAUUUAAGUGCUGACCUGUUGCGUUUAGAAUGUGAAAAGGGGGUAGGAUAAUUUAUUAUCUUCUGUCCAAAAGCUUUCAAUCAACCAGUGAGAUUUGCUGAGAUGUUUCGUAGCCUACGUGUAAGACUGCAUGCAAAAGUUCCUCUAUAACUGAACGCAAAGCCUGCAGAAAAUGCAUGAGAAGCAAAGUUAUGGUAAAGAAGCAUGUAAAUUGAGGGAUUAUUUUAUUUGUUUAAUUCCCAUUUCUAUUUUAGUACCACACCAAAAAGAAAACGUUAGAUCACUAUAUAUUUGGAAAUGAGUGUUGUGUAUGUGUGCUUAAUAGAAAUUAGUAGUAUUCAGUCAGGAAGACAAUGCCAGUUGUUACAAUCUGUUAGCUAAUGAUCGCUCAUGCCGUGCCUAAACCCAGAUAGCUUUCAUUUCAAAUCUUAUGUUUUCCGGGUUUUUGUUUUUCCAAUCGAUGUCUAGUACAGCAUUUAUUUUAUAGAAUGUUCACUGAAGCAUCAGUGUUUCUUUUCUUUUUUAAGUUUCAAAAGUGCAUACAUUGAGGGAGGUGUUUGUGUAAGAAUUAAGGUGUAACAUUUUCUCACCAGUGAACAACAGGAAACAGCCUUUCUCAGGGUUACUGUCAGACUAGGGAGAGGGGUUCAACUGCUCAGGCCUCACAUAUGAAAGCUUGUAAUGGGAAAAAAAAACAAAAAAAAACCUUUCUCAACAAGUCACUGGAUAUUACUUCUGUCAGCGUCUGCGUCAGCUGCCAAAGAUCACAGUAACACAACCCUAUCAAAGUGCCCACAUGCUGGCAGGGGGCAGGCCAAUGGCUGGCCACCCAAGGUAUACUACUAUUAGAUUUGCGUACUAAGAAGUUGAAGUUCGACCUGUCUUGAACACAGCUGUGCUGUGGCUUGGUCACCAAUGGUAGAACUCUUACAAUGCACCUGUUUCACUGUGAAGAGUGAAUGUAAUUACAAAAAUCAUGGUUGGUUCUAUCAAACCUGUAAGCUGCUAUGAGACGAUAAGGAACAUUCCACUGGGGAGAAAAAACGGCCAAAUGUCUGCAUGAAGUUAUUUAUUUUUUUACUCCUUUUUUUAUUUUUAUUUCUUUUUUGAGUAAUGGGGUCCAAUCAGUAGCAGACAGCUGGUCUGUUAUAAAACCUUUUUGCAGUGUGAAAAUUUAAGUACAUCAUGAUGGAUGUGGUUGUUUAACCCUUUCCCUUUGCUUAUCACUUUUCAGAGCAAAGUGAGGGGAGUCUUUUUAUCCUGAAAACGACCAGUUGUUUCUUACAAUGUGGAUCUCCAGAUUUUCUUGCCGUUUAUUUUUUUGUUUUUAUUCAUUUUUAUUUUCAGAAACUUAUGCAUUCACAAUCUGAACUUCUCACUAAAAGGAGCCAGGCAGCUUUGGACACCGAUCUGAGUUGACUUGCUGUUGCUUAUGUAGGCUACGCAUUUGCUCCGAUCUCUUACCUUAAUAAAAAUCACCUCAUGCCAGCCUUAAGAUUGCAAAGCUUGUAGUUGAGCAAGACCUUUCAGGAGUGAGAAUCAUAAAUGCUUCCUCUUACUGCUUUACUCCAUUUCUGAGAUUACACUCGACAAACCCAAAAAAUCAUCUUGUGUGACAGAUCCUCUGUGGUGUAGGUCAGAAACAAGCUUGACAAAAGUCAUUUCUUUAGGGCUGGCUUGCGUUACAAAGUUCAAACUAUGCAAGAGGAAUGCAUACAAUAUAGUGUCUAUUUUUUUUUUUUUUUUUUUUCUGUCACUUAAACGGAAAGAACUUACUUGCAAAUGUUGUUGGCCUUAUUAUUUUAAAAUUUUGAUUCUUCGGAAGCCAACUCAGUUUCAGGGGCAACCGUGGGUACAGACAUCGUCUCUGUGAGACUGGCCAGCUGGCCCCAGUUAAGUGGUACGAAUGUUGUGCAUUUGUUUAAAAUCAGGACAGUUUGCAAUAAGAAGUCGUAAAGUGGCCACCAUGGGGUACUAGCAGUGCUAAGACCUGGCUGCUACCUUAUAAACUUCGGGAAAAACACAAUGUGUAUAUACAUAUCUAUAUACAUCUAUAUACGUACAGUAUGUAUAUAUAGAUCAAUAUAGAAAUGUGUAUGCAACACAUGUCCAGAUUCUAUUUAUGAACAUGUUUAAAGUUUAUAAGCGUUAUUUACGAAAUGGUUUUCCCAUCUUAAAUGUUUAAUAUCUGGACAGGAGUGUUCUGUCUAAUUUUGUCUCCAGUGAGCACAUAGCAUUUUGAUUUUAUAUGUACAUCAGCAACGUGAAUCCACUGGCACCGUUGUGAACAUGCCAGAUGUGGUGAGAUUUUAUCGAUUGAAAAUGAUCAGAGGUAAAACAGAAGGAAAAUAUACAUAAAACUAAACUGACACAUUGGGCAAACCAGCUGAAUGUUGAUUGAGUUUAUGUUGAAUGGAUGCAUUUCUUUUAAUCGGUGAAUAAAAGCAUUAACGAAAA
Molecule: messenger RNA, 5585 nt
Organism: Conger conger (European conger)
Lineage: Eukaryota; Metazoa; Chordata; Actinopteri; Anguilliformes; Congridae
Product: F-box only protein 33
Exons: 4
Coding region: 101-1567 (488 amino acids)
Biological process (GO): SCF-dependent proteasomal ubiquitin-dependent protein catabolic process; positive regulation of protein ubiquitination
Cellular component (GO): SCF ubiquitin ligase complex
Molecular function (GO): protein binding
Source: RefSeq, a predicted model, not a curated record